AUGGCUGGGCCAAUUGAUCCGGAAGACGAUGUUGAGUACUCUGCGUGCGCCAACGCGGACGCUACCCCCGAGGAGAACAGCAUGUGGGCGCGCCAGCUACAGCAGCGACCGCCGCCAAACGACAACGGCGACGAAAUUACGUUGCCGGCGUCCUUCACCUAUUGCUGCGCAAAGGAAUCGGACUGCCCCUUUGACGAGCAAGAAGAGGGCAAGAAGCAGAUUGAAAUCCUGAACAAGCACUACAAUCCUGUCGGAAUCAGCUGGGUUCUCAGUAACUCCACCAAACUCAGCAAUGAUCCACGCUGCGCGACAACGACUCUGGACAAUAACAAACAGCAACUGGAAGAGCUGAAGGCACAAAACCGCGACGGUGGCUCCGAAGAGCUCAACAUUCUGUACCUGCCCUCUAACCGGGGCGCUGGCAAAAAGGGAGAGUGCAUUUCUCCUGAAGCCGGGAGCGAACCUCCUCCCAAGAAGAGUUCACUUGUGGAUUCUUGCGUUGUCGCCAUGGAUACCCUCCCUGGUGUGAAGAGCCAAGGAACUGGUGGUCAGCCCGGACAGCCUCAACAGACCGGUGGCUUUGGCAACUUCAUCAGCCGUCUUUUUCGUCGUCAACGACAACAGCCCCAGCAACCCAAAGGACAAGAAGACGUCACCACGGUUCACGAGGCUGGUCACUGGCUCAGUCUUUCACACGUGGGGCAGACGAACGGCGGCGGCGGCGGCUUCGGCGGCGGCGGCGGCUUCGGCGGCGGCAACCGCUUUGUUCCUGGCAGGCUGCGCCGUAGACAGCAAGGCAGAGAGGGCAACAUCAUGGAGCCUUAUCAAGUGUAA
Molecule: messenger RNA, 834 nt
Organism: Hirsutella rhossiliensis
Lineage: Eukaryota; Fungi; Ascomycota; Sordariomycetes; Hypocreales; Ophiocordycipitaceae
Exons: 2
Coding region: 1-834 (277 amino acids)
Molecular function (GO): metallopeptidase activity
Source: RefSeq, a predicted model, not a curated record